Molecule: messenger RNA, 2518 nt
Organism: Phlebotomus argentipes
Lineage: Eukaryota; Metazoa; Arthropoda; Insecta; Diptera; Psychodidae
Exons: 3
Coding region: 190-2397 (735 amino acids)
Molecular function (GO): nucleic acid binding
Source: RefSeq, a predicted model, not a curated record
AAAAGUGUGUUUAUGUUUACAUUUUUCAAGUUUUCUUCAACUUCAGUGUUUUUGCCGGAAAUUUAGAAAAAAAACUGGCAUUAUUUCACGAGAAAUGUGAUAAAAAUUAAACUUCAGUGAGAAGAAGUGCUUCUGAAGUCUGCAUUGACCACAAGAAGUGGAGUGUAAAGCGUUGGCACUCUCAGGACAAUGGCAGGCAACAAUCUGGGCUCAAAUCACUUUGCCAUGCUGGCGAAGUCGCUGAAGAUGCGUGAGGAGUUGCGCCACAGGGACAAGCAGGAUCAGCUGGUGCAGGAGUUGAACCAGCAGCAAGACAUCUUCGUGCACACGCUCAUUGGCGCCCGCGAGCUCGAGCUCCUCAUCGCUGAGUUCAAUCCCGCGCGGUGUGACGAAGUCAGCGCCGCCGAUUGGAUCAGAGAUGUGGAGAAGUUGGGCAGCAUUCAUGGCUGGGCGACGGAUCAGUUGCUGCUGUUCGCCAGCAUGAGAUUGUCCGGCGUCGCACGAAUGUGGUACGAAUAUUCGCUGGACAACAUUGCGAAUUGGGAGGACUUCAAGCGGGAGCUGCUGAUGAACUUCCCCCGGACAAUCGACACCACAGAGAUGCACGGGAAGCUGAUGGCGAAGAAGCGCGGCGCCAGUGAGACUCUGGAGGAAUAUUUUCACUCAACUGUGAAAGUGGCGAAGCGAAUGAAGUUGACUGACGACUCAAUCAAGGAUUAUCUCAUCAGAGGUCUGCAGAAUCCGAAGCACGAGGUGAUUCUGUCCUCCAUCGGAUCCUGUUCACUCACGGGAUUCCUUCAGCACAUGGUGCGCCUGGAGGAGGACUCCAAGAGGACAACUUUCCAACCCGGCUCAUCGCAGCCUAUGUCGAAGAAUUUCCCGCCUGCGCCACAAGCAGGACCGUCAAAGUUCUCAACAGUGCCGCCAGUGAAGCAGUUUGGCGACUCAAAGGAGUUUAGCAAAAGCAAAAGUGUGGCUUUGAAGAAGAAAACACACUGUUUAUUCUGCAAAUCCGACGAUCACAUGGUGUCGAAGUGUCCAAAGAUGAACAAGAAGCCAAAAAUCACGACUGCUUCGCUUCCAGCGUCACUUGCUAAUCCGAAGAAGGCGUUCAGUGAGGCGGAAUUGGAGUAUUUUGCGAAGAUGAAGGAGGAGAAGAAGAACAAUUGGGCGGUGAAGAUACAAUUGGAUGAUUCUUCCAUACUGAAGAUCAGACGGAUUUUGGAUGAUUUCGACAAAGAUGCGCCGGAGUAUAAAACGGUGCACAAGAAUUAUCAACUGGUGAAUGGCAAAGUGUACUACAGAGACAAGGAGGGUUUGCGUUUUGUGGUGCCGAAGCAAUUUCGCAGUCUCACGCUGAGUUAUCAUGAUUGCACAGGACACGCUGGCUAUAUUGCCACACUGAAGCACUUGCAGCGUCUCUUCUGGUAUCCACAGAUGAGUGGAAUGGUGACAAAGUACAUCAACAGCUGCAUUUGGUGCAGACACAAUUCGCGCGGAAGAGCCAAAGCGAAGGGCGCCGUGAGCAAUGGUAAAGAUCAGUCGAAGAGAUUGAUGACAAUUCCCUUCUAUCACGUCUUCUUGCACUUCUUCGGUCCCUACGCCAAGACCACGGCUGGACAUGAGUUUGUCUGCGCGAUCAUUGAUGUGCGCACGAAAUUUCGCAUCCUCAAGGAAGUUUGUGAGCCAACGGGGGAAAUCGCCGUGAAGAUUCUCAACUUGUUGGCCGAAUACUUUCCCACGCCCACUGUGAUCAUCACCCAAUCGCCAUUUGUCGCGGACAACUUCAAGGCCUACUGCACGGACAAUGGCAUCACGCAGAGACUGAAUGCCGAUCUCAAUGUCAUGAUGACGGAAACGCUGAAGGACAUCGAUGACGCGCUGAAGGCAAAAGGCGAUGGACAGCCGUGGGAUCAGCGAUUGCCACAGAUUCGGGACAAGAUGAAUUCGACGCCAACGGCGACGAACUUUCUCGCGCCCACCAGAGCCAUCUUCCACUACAUGCCGUAUGACAUUUUCAUGGAGAAGAUGAACAGCGCCAUGGCAAUGGAUCGACCAGAGUUGAUCUCCAUCGCAGAUGAAUCGGAGGAUUCCGACCAGGCGGAAGACGCGGAAGCGGAACCCAAGGCAGAAGCAAAUGAAGCAGCUUUUCAGCGCGGCGACGUCGUCUUGCUCCUGAAGCAGACUGUUAAGGAAGAAAGUGCUGAGAAACCGCGUCCUCGCUAUCAAGGUCCGUACGUUGUUAAGAAAGUGCUGAAGGACAACAAAUACAUCGUGUGCGAGACGAAUUCUAUGCGACGACAGGCCAAGAAAUUCGUCAAGGAAUGUUCGGCUGAUGAACUGAAGAAAUGGCCACAUUAUGAUGUAUUCAAAGAGUUUUAUAAUACAGUCGUGUGAGAUGUAAUAAAAGGAAAAUGUCGAGGUUAUGUUUUUCACGACGGUUUAUGUCAUAUUUUGGAUAAUUUGCCUUUGCAGUGCAAAUUUUUUUUGCAAUAUUUUCCGGGUCGCUAAAAUAAAC